UUUCUGGUGACAGCCUGUCUCAUAAAUCUGACACUGAGAGAGAAGCAGCUCAGUGGCCAACAAAAGGUAAAUGUAAAAGAAAAACAUCUUUUUCAUUGUAUGUUUGUGUUUGCAGUCAUCAGCGACACAAACACAGAGGAGAGUUUCCAGGAUCCAGCUCUGUGUCCAUGAACAGUGACACGUCCAGAGAUUAUCCUCCAGUCUUCAGUCAUGAACAUGGACCCUCAGUCACACAAGAAACAAAGCGUAAUAAUUUUUUCGUGGGGAAGCCAACAUCCUGUUGUGUGUCGUGUCAUGGUGCCCUGAAGGAUUCAUCAGACUUCUGUCUACAGUGUAGAGAAAAUUCCAGAACCAGAGAUAAUCAGCAUGCAGCCAAUACUGGUCUGCAAAAAGCUUUAGAUGCAUUAAAGCUCACUCUGAUUAACAGAUGUGAACAUGUGUAUGAAGGAACUGAUAAAACAGGAAGUGAAGCCCCCCUCAGAGUGAUCUACACUGAGCUCUACAUCACAGAUGUGCAGAAUGAAGAGUUUCAAAUCCAACAUGAGGUCAGGCAGGUGGAGAGAACUUCCAAGAAGAAGAUCCUCCAUGAAACAUCAAUCAGAUGUCAGGACAUCUUAAAAACCUUGCCUGAUCAAAAGACACCCAUCAGAGUGGUUCUGACAUAUGGCGUUGCUGGCAUUGGAAAAUCCUUCUUGGUGCAGAAGUUCACUCUGGACUGGGCAGAUGGCUUAGAAAACCAAGACAUUAGUUUGGUGGUUCUGCUUUCUUUCAGGGAGCUGAAUUUGGUCAGUGAUGAGCAGUACAGUCUUCUGGAGCUGAUCCAUGUUUUCUAUCCAACAUUACAGAGCAUCACAGCAGAGAAGCUCACUAUGUGUCAUCUUUUGUUCAUUUUUGAUGGCCUGGAUGAAAGCAGACUUUUGUUGGAUUUUGCAAACAGGAAGCUUGUGUCUGAUGUCACACAGAAGUCCACCAUUAGUGAGCUGCUGACAAAUCUCAUCGAGGGGAAUCUGCUUCCCUCUGCUCUCAUCUGGAUAACUUCCCGACCUGCAGCAACAAGUCAAAUCCGUCCAACAUAUGUUGACAGGGUGACAGAAGUUCGAGGCUUCACUGAAGCUCAGAAGGAGGAGUACUUCAGGAGGAGAUUCAAAAAGAAUGAGCUGUCAAGCAGAAUCAUCUCCCACUUGAAAACAUCCAGGAGCCUUUACAUUAUGUGUGGAAUCCCAGUCUUCUGCUGGAUCACUGCUACAGUUCUGGAGCACAUGUUGACUACAGAGCAGAGAGCAGAGCUGCCCAAGACCCUGACUGACAUGUACUCACACUUCCUGCUGGUUCAGACAAAGAAAAAGCACAAGUACCACGGAGGACAAGCGAUAAAGCAGCAGGAGCUCGCCAGAACUGACAGGGAAGUUAUUUUGAAGCUGGGCAGGCUAGCAUUUGAACAUCUGCAGAAAGGAAACAUCCUGUUCUACCAAGAAGACUUGGAGCAGUGUGGUCUGGAUGUCACAGAGGCCUCGGUGUACUCAGGAGUUUGUACAGAGAUCUUCAAAAGAGAGUCUGUGAUCUUCCAGAAACCAGUUUACUGCUUUGUUCAUCUGAGCAUUCAGGAGUUUCUGGCUGCAGUCUACAUGUUCCACUGUUACACCAACAGGAAGACAGAGGUGCUGCAGAACUUCCUUACUGAGGACGAUAAAGGAAAUAAGAUAUCUCUGGAAGAUAUCUCAUCUCUGGAAGGUUUUCUGAGCAGAGCCAUGGAGAAAUCGUUCCACUGUAUGUUCGGCCAACUGGAACUGUUCGUUCGCUUCCUUCAUGGCCUCUGUCUAAAGUCCAACCAGAGACUCUUGGGAGGUCUGCUGGGUCAGGCAGAGUACAAUCCUGAAAGCAUCCAGAGAGUUAUCAACAACCUAAAGGAGAUUAGCAGUGAUGGCAAGUGUCCUGACAGAUGUCUAAACAUUUUCCACUGUCUCAUGGAGAUGAAGGACCUCUCUGUACAUCUGGAGAUCCAAGAGUUCCUAAAGUCACAGAAAAAAUCAGAGAAGAAACUCUCUGGAAUUCAGUGCACAGCUCUGGCAUAUAUGCUGCUGAUGUCAGAGGAGGUUUUGGAUGAGUUGGAUCUGGAAAAGUACAACACAACAAAGGAGGGUAGAGAGAGACUGGUUCCAGCUGUUAAGAACUGCAGAAAGGCUCGACUUCAUAAGAUUUUUGUCUAUGUGGGUAAAUGUGGCCCUGUGGCCUCAGCUCUGAAGUCCAGUCCCUCCCAUCUGAAAGAGCUGUGCCUGAGUUCAAUCAACCUGGAGAUUCCAGCAGAUGAAACUUUUGCUAAUCUGGGGGAUCCAAACUGUAGACUGGAGACACUCAGAUUUGAGGACAGCACUUUGUCAGAGAACAACUGUGCUGCUCUGCUCAGUGCUCUGAAGUCCAACCCCCCCUAUCUGAAACGUCUGGAUCUAAUAGGAUGCAACCUGGAGGGUUCAGGAAUGAAACAGCUGUAUGAUUACCUGGAGAGUCCACACUGCAAACUACAGUUUAAAAGGUCAGUUCACUUGACUUAGAUUAUAAAGGAAAAAUAUUUCUUUGGUUUCUAUUUAUUGGUGUGUCUGCAGAACAAACAAUCACACAUACAAAGAGAAUAAGGAUGUGUGUAGAAGGCUGACUUUGUGAUGAUCCACAGAAACAAAACAACAAAGUUACUCCUCAUUUUAGAGAAAAUCUUUAAAUAUGCGGUUCAUAUGGUAACAUUGAACUGCACAUUUAAAGGUCUUGUGUUUUUAUACUUUAUAAAUUCUUAGUUUCACAUGUCCCCAGUAUUUACGUUUCGGGCUUCUGUUUAAAACAACACAGAUCUUUGUUUUGGUUUUUUUUGUAACCAUGUCUGCAUGCCUCUAGUUAGAAACUCCUUUCAGUAUCUGUGGAUUCAAACUGGAAUGGGCACUACACCCACCUCUUUCUGUGGAAAACAGUCACCAGGAGCAGAGCAGCUCUUUCUGUACACUGUGUAUAGCUUUUCAAUAGAGAACUAAAUUUGACACUGCAUGACUUCUAACUGCAAAUGCACCACAUUUAAAUCAAUAUGUUAUAGCCAUUAUGUUCUCAGAACAAAAGAUUCUUGAAAAUACAUGAACUGUGACUUUAUCUGUACCAAAGUUAAAUAUGUCAGGAAAUGUCUCUCACAUUCACAAUAGUAAGCUGCUCACUUCUUCCUGGACCUCCAUCUUCCACAGGUUACAAAAGGAGACACUGAUCAGUAAAAGCAUUUUAACACAAAAAUGAAUCUAUUAGAAAUACAAACCCUGAAUGUACUUAUAUUCAGUUUUAAUGUAGUUUGUUCAGUGUGACUUCUCCUUUGUCUUUUCUCACUUUGUUAACAAAAAGAUGUAACAAUUCAUUUUGUAUGCUAUCUGUUUUUGGACCCAUCUCAUCAUGUUCCUGCAGAGUGUCUGUGGUUUAGAUGCUGCACUGUGGUGAGUAUUAUUGAGAUCUCUUAGUGUAUUUACAAUUUUUUUCUGAAUGCUUAAACCCUAACUGUGAUUCUUACAGCACAAUUUCUAAAACUAUUGAUACCUAUAGCAAAACCACUCACUGAGUUUGCAAAACUAAAAGCACAAACACUGCUUUGCACUCAGUUUGCCAUUUUGUAACACACACUUUGCAAACCUGUAGCUACAAUCCACUGCACAGCACUCUUUUUGCAGAACUGUAAACACAACUCACUGCUUUACACUCAAUUUCCAAAUGAUCAAUGCACUCCUAGCAAAACUAUACACAUUUAUGGCCAUUAUUUAGACUCAAAGGAGCUUGCAAAGACAUUAUUUAGACAUUAUUUAGACUACUGUAUUUUGCCAACUGUCUGGCACACUGUCACAUGUGAAAACAUUUUUUAGAUAAUUA
Molecule: messenger RNA, 3885 nt
Organism: Haplochromis burtoni (Burton's mouthbrooder)
Lineage: Eukaryota; Metazoa; Chordata; Actinopteri; Cichliformes; Cichlidae
Product: NLR family CARD domain-containing protein 3
Exons: 5
Coding region: 168-2549 (793 amino acids)
Source: RefSeq, a predicted model, not a curated record